AAACUACAAACCUCGACAUCAUCAAUCAUGACUUCCCAACUACAAGGCUCAAAGGUAGCCUUCAUAGGCGGUGGGAACAUGGCGGCCGCCAUAAUCGGAGGGUUGUUGGCCAAAGACAUGUCUGAGGAAAAGAUAUACGUCUCGGAGCCGUGGGAAGUCAACCGGGACAAGAUGAAGAAGCUCGGUGUGCACACGACGGCUUCCAACGUCGAAGCCGCACAAGAGGCCGACAUUGUCAUCCUGGCCGUGAAGCCUCAGGUGGCCAAGGACGUCUGUCGAGAGCUCGGCGGUGCUUGGACGGCGCAAAGAACGAGUCCCCCUCCCCUGGUAAUCUCCAUCGCCGCGGGAAUCACCCUGGACAGUCUACAGCAGUGGUUGAAAUUGGGCGAUGGCCACACACCACACACGGUCCGUGUCAUGCCCAACACCCCGGCACUGGUGGGCGAGGGCGCUUCGGGUCUUUUUGCGAGUCGCGACGUGACCGAUUCGGAAAAGGACCUGACCACCGCCUUGCUGGGCAGUGUCAGCAAGGCGGUCGAAUGGGUGGACAAGGAGGAACUUCUUGACGUCGUCACCGGACUUUCUGGUUCGGGCCCAGCAUACUUCUUCGCACUCGUGGAACACCUAAUCACCAGCGCAACCGGAUUGGGACUUUCGACGGAGCAAGCGACCCGCCUGGCCAAGCAGACCUGUUUUGGUGCCGGCAAGAUGUUGGUCGAAUCUUCCGAGGAACCGGCCCAGCUCCGGAAGAACGUGACGAGCCCGAACGGCACCACUGACGCAGCUUUGAAGAGUUUCGACGCGUCUGGAUUCGCCGACAUCGUAGACAAGGCCGUCAAAGCAGCGACGAGUCGAGGCGAAGAGAUGGGAAGGACCUUGGGGGCUUCCUCUUAGAUCAGAACGUUCAUAUAUGACCACGCGGUACCACAGUUAUUUAGACGUGCGAAUGAAACUUGACUACAUCUGCUCAAAA
Messenger RNA from Exophiala oligosperma, 973 nucleotides. Its product is annotated as pyrroline-5-carboxylate reductase. Bases 28 to 894 code for a protein of 288 amino acids. Lineage: Eukaryota; Fungi; Ascomycota; Eurotiomycetes; Chaetothyriales; Herpotrichiellaceae. The transcript has 2 exons. Gene Ontology annotation, biological process: L-proline biosynthetic process. Gene Ontology annotation, molecular function: pyrroline-5-carboxylate reductase activity. The record is from RefSeq and is a predicted model, not a curated record.